Aureobasidium melanogenum CBS 110374 is the source of this 663-nucleotide messenger RNA. RefSeq lists its product as uncharacterized. The record is from RefSeq and is a predicted model, not a curated record. The annotation marks the transcript as partial. The transcript is spliced from 3 exons. NCBI's taxonomy places the organism in Eukaryota, Fungi, Ascomycota, Dothideomycetes, Dothideales, Saccotheciaceae.
UUCCACCAGAGUAUCUACCUUCCAGCAAGUUCCUCCCAUCCCAAACUCCGCGUCACUUUUUCCACGUCCACAAAUUUCUGCAAUGAGAGUUUGCCGGUGGUCUUGUUCUGCCACCCUAUGGGCGCAGCAAGAUAUCUGAUUUAUGGAUUUGACGAGAUGGCGAAGAGGGAAGGUGUGAGGAUUGUGAUUGUGGAUCGACCAGGAUUUGGCGGCUCAACUCCUGUCCCAGUGGAUCAACGAGUCUCUACAUGGCUAGAAAUUGUGCCUGUGGUAUUGAGACACUUGGGGGUGAGAUAUGUGGCUGUGGUGUCGCAUUCCGCAGGCACGAUAUAUGCGAUUAAUACUGCUGUGCAUCUGUCACAUCUCUUGCAUCCUUCAAGACCUUUUGUGGCUUGUUUUGCACCGUGGGUUCAUCCUAGAUUUUCGUCGGCGCCGUUGAUGCAAGUGGUGGAUAGACUCCCUACUUCUGUGCUGGGCAAGUUGCAUCAUGUUCAAGGGUUUGUGGCUGGUUACAUUGCCCCUUCUGUUUCUUUCUCAGCUGCCAAGUUGGGAAUUGAGGAGACGGUCGAUGAAGAAACUUGUCAAAGGACUUUUGGUCAGAGUAGGGAAGUGAGGCGGGAAGUGGAGAGGUUACACGGGGUGUGGCAGAGGGGUGAAGACACC